This is a messenger RNA of Mangifera indica (mango), 2991 nucleotides long. Its product is annotated as pentatricopeptide repeat-containing protein At3g49710-like. The coding region runs from base 99 to 2261 and encodes 720 amino acids. Gene Ontology annotation, biological process: RNA modification. The transcript has a single exon. NCBI's taxonomy places the organism in Eukaryota, Viridiplantae, Streptophyta, Magnoliopsida, Sapindales, Anacardiaceae. Gene Ontology annotation, molecular function: RNA binding; zinc ion binding; protein binding. The record is from RefSeq and is a predicted model, not a curated record.
ACUGAAUACCGAUAGCCGAAAGGCCAGCAAACGAAGAAAAGUAUAAAAGCGUAGAAGAGAUCGCUCAAUGUCAAUUCGUUCCAAGUUCUGCAUACUUGAUGAACCAAAUCUCAUGGACAUUGACUCUCCAAACCUUCCGCCACCUUUUGAAAACAUGCAUAGCUCAAAGAGACAUUUUAACAGGCAAAACCCUUCAUGCACUCUACCUCAAAAGCCUCAUACAUCCCUCUACCUACUUUUCCAACCAUUUCAUCCUCCUCUACUCCAAAUGCGGUUGCAUUUCUUCUGCCCACCACUCUUUUAACCUAACCCAGAACCCCAAUAUUUUCUCCUUUAAUGUUCUCAUAGCCGGUUAUGCGAAAGUUUCAUGUUUGAACAUUGCUCAUCAACUGUUUGAUCAAAUUCCCCAGCCGGACUUGGUCUCGUAUAACACGUUAAUUUCGGCUUAUGCGGAUUGUGGAGAAACUGAACAAGCAUUAAGCUUGUUUAAGGAUAUGAAAGACAGGGGUUUUGACAUGGAUGGCUUUACGUUAUCUGGGGUGAUUACUGCCUGUUGUAACGAUGUUUUUCUAAUGAAACAGUUGCACUGUUUUACUGUUUAUGGUGGAUUUGACAAUUAUACUUCCGUGAAUAAUUCGCUUCUUACUUAUUAUGGUAAAAAGGGGUUAUUGGAUGAGGCGAAAAGAGUGUUUCAUGAGAUGGAUGAGAUUAAAGAUGAGGUUUCUUGGAACUCUAUGAUUGUUGCAUAUGGGCAGCAUAGGAAGGGAGAGAAGGCGUUAGAACUGUUUCAAGAAAUGGUUCGUAUGGGAGUAGUUGUUGAUAUGUUUACUUUAGCCACAAUUUUGACCGCGUUCACAUGUGUGGAGGAUUUGUUGGGUGGUCUUCAGUUUCAUGCGAAAUUGAUUAAAUGUGGGUUUCAUCAGAAUUCUCAUGUAGGAAGUGGUUUGAUUGAUUUGUAUGCAAAAUGUAGUGGCGGAAUGCAAGAUUGUAGAAAGGUCUUUGAGGAAAUUCGUAGUCCAGAUCUGGUUCUUUGGAACACUAUGAUAUCUGGGUAUUCACAAAGUGAGGAGUUCAGCGAAGAUGCUCUUGAGUGUUUUAGGAAGAUGCAACAAGUUGGUUAUUGCCCUGAUGAUUGUAGCUUUGUGUGUGUUAUUAGUGCAUGCUCCAGUUUGUCUCCGUCUGUAGGAAAACAGAUUCAUGCAUUAACAAUUAAAUCUUUCAUCCCUUCAAACCAGAUCUCAGUAAAUAAUGCCCUUGUAGCUAUGUAUUCCAAAUGCGGGAACCUUCAAGAUGCAAGAUGGUUAUUUGAUAGGAUGCCAGAGUACAAUACUGUCUCAUUGAAUUCAAUGAUUGCAGGUUAUGCACAGCACGGGGUAGAAAUGGAGUCAUUAUAUCUCUUCGAAUGGAUGUUGCAGAAAAAUAUUCCCCCCACAAGUGUAACCUUCAUCUCUGUCCUUUCUGCAUGUGUGCACACUGGAAAAGUUCAGGAGGGUCAGAAAUACUUUAGCAUAAUGACAGAUCAAUUUGGAAUUGAACCAGAAGCUGAACAUUAUUCAUGCAUGAUUGAUCUUUUUGGCCGAGCAGGCAAACUGACUGAAGCUGAGAAGCUCAUUGAGGCGAUGCCUGUUAGCCCUGGCACAUUUGGUUGGGCAGCACUACUCAGUGCCUGUAGAACACAUGGAAACACGGAGCUAGCAUUGAAAGCAGCUAAUCAGUUACUUCAGCUGGAACCCUCAAAUGCUGUUCCAUAUGUUAUGCUUGCAAAUAUCUAUUCAAGCGCUGGUAAAUGGGAAGAGGUGGCUACAAUUAGAAAGCUGAUGCGUGAUAGAGGUGUGAAGAAGAAACCUGGCUGUAGUUGGAUUGAAGUGAACAAAAGGGUACAUGUCUUUGUGGCUGGAGAUAGUUCACACCCAAUGAUAAAGGAAAUUCAUGUGUACCUGGAGGAGAUGUCAAUGAAGAUGAAACGAGCAGGCUAUGUCCCAGAUGUGAGAUGGGCUUUGGUUAAGGAUGAUGAAAUAGAGCAUGGAGAGAAGGAGAAACUAUUGGUGCAUCACAGUGAGAAGCUAGCAGUUGCAUUUGGGCUGCUCUCAAGUAAAGAUGGGGAACCGAUACUUGUAGUAAAGAAUUUGAGAAUAUGUGGAGAUUGCCACAAUGCAAUCAAAUUUUUGUCCGCUAUUUCUGGGAGGGAAAUCACUGUCAGGGAUACCCAUAGAUUCCACUGUUUCAAGGAUGGACAGUGCUCUUGUGGUGAUUAUUGGUGACAAUGGUUAGAAUUUGAGCUUAAGGGUUUCACCAUAGGAAUCAGCGCAAUGGGAGGGAUUAAUAAUCAUCACAAGUGUAGGUCCUUCCAUGAAUGAAAUUUGGUAUCAUGCAGCAUUAUGCUAAACAAAGUCAUUUACUGGGUGUAGCUAUGGUUAAGCAUUCAAGCUUUCAGUUUUUAUCUCUGCCACCAACAACUCUGUGUCUCACAAAAGGUUUCGAUCUAGUGUGAACAGAAUUUGAAAGAGAGAUGUGUUAAGCAGAUUCAAGAAGGGGCUGGCCCUAAGUAUCAGAAAAGUCAUGAUCAUUCAAUCGAAACACUCUGCUAUCUUCCUCACAGAUGAAGCAAGCCACCAGAAUUGCAUCAAAAGAAUGUGAAAUUGAAGAUAAGGAUGUUGUGCCUUAUGGAUUUGGCCCUGGGGAAGAUACUUCCUUUUUCUAUUGAUUGCCCCCUGAUCUAAUUGGUUUGGGUAGCUUCUGCAUCUUUUUCCCAUUCGGAUCUUUUCAUGCUCAUGUUUUGGGCAUCUUUAUAGAUCUAAAAGAUUCUACCAAUUGGCCUAGAUAGUAAAUGGAAGUUUGGACUGGCUGGCUUGUUCAUUUGCUGUGACCCCAUUCAAACUUAUGCAAAUGCAGAUAUAAAUGUACUCAGAUUAUACCAUGACAUUAGGAGAAAUUAUCUAUAUAAUCCAGAAGAAUAUUCCACCAAUGGUGAAUAAUAUUAGUUUUUAAACA